AUGGCCGGCGGGUUCGUCAUCUACUCCAACUUCGGGACGUCGCGCAAGGCCGCGGACCUGGCGACCAACCCGCACGCGGCGCUCGUCUUCUUCUGGGGCCCGCUGCAGAGACAGGUGCGCGUGGAGGGCGUGGCGAGCAGGUACUCGCCGGAGGAGAGCCAGGAGUACUUCGACACGAGGGUGAGGGGCAGUCGGAUCGGGGCGUGGGCGAGCAGGCAGAGCCAGGUGCUGAGGCCGGAUGAGACGGUGGAGGGGGACGAUGGGAGGGCGCAGCUGGAGGGGUGGGUGAAGGAGGCGGAGGGGAGGUUUGAGGGAGAGACGGAGAUUCCGGUGCCUGAGUUUUGGGGCGGGUUGAGGAUCGUGCCGACGAGGGUGGAGUUUUGGCAGGGCAGGUCGUGUCGGUUGCAUGAUCGGUUUGUGUAUGUGCGGGAGGAGGGGAGGGAUGGGGAGGAUGACCAGUGGACGUUGGAGAGGUUGAGUCCUUAG
Pochonia chlamydosporia 170 is the source of this 486-nucleotide messenger RNA. Its product is annotated as pyridoxamine 5'-phosphate oxidase. Lineage: Eukaryota; Fungi; Ascomycota; Sordariomycetes; Hypocreales; Clavicipitaceae. The transcript has a single exon. The record is from RefSeq and is a predicted model, not a curated record. Bases 1 to 486 code for a protein of 161 amino acids. Gene Ontology annotation, molecular function: FMN binding; pyridoxamine phosphate oxidase activity. Gene Ontology annotation, biological process: pyridoxine biosynthetic process.